AGGAAACGCUGCACCCGGUGAUGACAGAUCCAAAGCAUCAGAGCAAAGCCUCAUCCUCUGGUCUGGGCUCCUGGCGGGCAGGCGGGGAGAACGCUGCCUGCUCCGCCUGAAGCCAGGGUCGGUCGGGCUCCGGCAGAAGGCGCUAUGAGCGCAGAAUCCCUGUGGCUGCUCUGCCUCGGGCUGUGCCUGGGCCUUGCAGACCAGGGAGAGAACGAGAAACUUCCCAGGCCCUCGCUCUGUGCCUGGCCUAGCUCUGUGGUGGAACUGGGGAGCAGUGUGACUCUGCAGUGCCAGUCUGGUUUCCAGAAUGCCACCUUCAUGCUGGGGAAGUUGCACGACCCCGGGUUCAAGCAAGAGCAGAGCUCAGCAGAAACCAAGGCUGAGUUCCCCCUGGCCAGCCUGCAGCCUGAGGAUGCCGGGGCCUACUUCUGUGCCUACAAGACGGCAGCCACCGGCCAGUGGUCAGAGCAGAGCCAGCGCUUACAGCUAGUGGUCACAGGAUCCUGGCCAGCACCUUCCCUCUCAGUCAGUGCAGACCCCGAGGCUGCUCCAGGUCACAGGACGUUGCGAUGCCUGACUCCAAACAAUGGCUCUGAGUGCCUCAUCACCGCUCUGCUGAGAACAGGCACCCCAGACCCCGUGCGAGUCAAGGAGGGGAGAGAAAACCAAACCGACUUCACGCUCCGCGAGUCGAGCGAGGACAGGGGAAACUACAGCUGUGUGUACUACCAGUGCGACUGGCCACACCUGGGCUCCUCCCGCAGCAGCCGCCUGGAGAUGCAGGCGACAGAUGAAACUGAUGGACCUGGAGCUCCCUCCACAAAAACAGGAACUGCGGGUGAAAGAAGCCAUAGUCCAGGAAGUGGGGGGGACGGCCAGGAGGAGGUGAGGCAGCAGACUCUGUGCUUCCACGGACGGUCCCAAAGGUCCCAAACAGAGGUGCUCGCCGGCGUCACUGUCCCUGAGAUGCGCGACUCAGUGCUGCUCUGGAGGGUUCCUGGCAGACCUCAGAAGCAUCCUUGCCGCCACCUUCAGCUGCCUGGCCAUCGUCCUCCUCCUCAUCUGUGUCUUCCUGGUGGACGGGUGGACACGGCAAGAAGCAGCCAUUCCAAAUGUGACAAGCAGGAGACUUCAGAUUUCGCUCACCUGGAAAAUUCACCUGUCCCCAAGGCCUGGGGGACCCAGCAGGAUCGCAGACGUCAGGUUCGUCAGGGUCUCUGUCCCGGGUCGGCAUCCCAGCCUCACAGAACCCACGGUUGGUCUGCUGUGCGUUUUUCUUUUUUCUCCUUUUCUGUUCUGAUCUGGUCUAUUUGCCAUGUUCAAAUUCUGGCAUCAAUUAACAGAGAGUUGGAGGUAGAAUUAUUGUAAUGAUGCAAUAUUUCACAGCCAGUGGCUGCAGAGGAGCAGUUCCUCUCCUCGACCCUGGGCCUUUGUGGCAGUCCCUGUGAGCAUGGGCAGGACACCCCACCUCCUCGAGCACAGCUCGGAGUGGGCCGUCCAGUUGAACCGGCACCAUGUCUCUUCUUCUGCUCUGCCUAAUGCAACCAGCACCAGUGCAUGUGGCCCCUGAGCAUGCAAAAUGCAGCCAGUGGCACCGAGGUCCUGAAUUUCAAUGCAACUUAGAUUAAUGUGGAUUUAAGUAGCCCUCUGUGGCUAGGGACUGCCACAUUGGACCACCCGGCUCUACAGACCCUCUGUAUCCAUCUCCAGGAAGUGACCCAUGUUGAGCUGAACGCCGACUUACCCUCCGAGGUGGCUUCUGUCCCCGCUGAGGUGCCCCCAGCAUCUCGAGAAGGUGCAGAGC
Messenger RNA from Marmota flaviventris (yellow-bellied marmot), 1804 nucleotides. The record is from RefSeq and is a predicted model, not a curated record. NCBI's taxonomy places the organism in Eukaryota, Metazoa, Chordata, Mammalia, Rodentia, Sciuridae.